CACUUCAAAUAAUAAAGAAACGGAAAAUCAUGAAUAUUUUGAUUAUGUACUAUUUAUAUUUCGGUAAAAGACGUAAAUUGCAUAAUGAAACAUUAUCAUUGUGAUUAAAAUCCUCUUAUCUUAUCACUCAUUCAAAAAUUGAGAUGUGCUGCAAUGUGAGUCGCCAAUACAGUUGCGUCGUUAUAGGAGUGCUGGCCCUUAUUGUAGCGUCCUUAGAUCUAGGAUACCGAACUCAUCUGCUAGCCACAUAUGGUUUGAAUCGUUGGAUACUGGCAUCUGUGAUUGCCUGGUUGCUCAUAAUCAUGGCCGCAGUUGUUCUGAUUGUAGGCGCAAUAAAGAAAAUAACUACUCUUCUGCUGAUUUGGAUAAUAAUCGUACUGAUUGUCGGAAUUGCUCAAAUUUUUAUAAAAAUUGUGUUAUUCACUCCAGCCAAAAACAUUCAUCCAAGUGACGCAUACUAUAUUCUUGCAGGCGGCUUUAUAAUACUUCUAAUACUGUUGGUAUUUUGUUCCGCAUACUACCCUUAUGCAUACAAACGUGAACUUGAAGAAGAGGAAUACGAAUAAAUUAAAUUUUCAAUAUCAACGUGUCUUUUAUGAAACCACAUUUGAAAUCUACGAUUUUCAUUUUAGCAAAACUCUUGAGCCACUUUUAAUUACUACCAUUUUCAUUUUUGUAAAAUUCUUAGUAACAAAUGACAUAAGUUUCUGAAUAUUUCAUAACUCUAUUUUUGGGUUAACUAACAUGUUAGUUGACUUGUAUAUCAAAACCUGUGUUAAAUAUCAAUGAAAACCAAAGUAAUUUGGACUUAAAUGUCAAAUAAUUCUGUAGAUAUUCUGUAUAAAUGCUUUUUACAUAAAAUUUAUAUUUCUCUUUCCCUUGCAAAAUUCAUAAUGGUGAAAAAUAAUAACAUUCCAUCGCAUCCUGU
Molecule: messenger RNA, 928 nt
Organism: Drosophila melanogaster (fruit fly)
Lineage: Eukaryota; Metazoa; Arthropoda; Insecta; Diptera; Drosophilidae
Exons: 4
Coding region: 144-566 (140 amino acids)
Source: RefSeq, marked reviewed